Molecule: messenger RNA, 2193 nt
Organism: Arachis duranensis
Lineage: Eukaryota; Viridiplantae; Streptophyta; Magnoliopsida; Fabales; Fabaceae
Product: granule-bound starch synthase 1, chloroplastic/amyloplastic
Exons: 14
Coding region: 193-2034 (613 amino acids)
Molecular function (GO): alpha-1,4-glucan glucosyltransferase (UDP-glucose donor) activity
Source: RefSeq, a predicted model, not a curated record
UGUUGCAGCCUCAUGUGAAUCGUUUAGAAGCAAUAAAAUAUACAAUAUAAUAUUAAUUAAUAAUUGUUCUGCGUUAAUGGUGGAAACUUCAGGUUAGUCCUUGAAGCUGAGUUCAACUACCUCUAUCUUCUGCUUCCCUCAAAUCCUCUUUGUGCUUCAUAAUCUGAUUCUUGAGAAUCAAAGGAAUUAAAGAUGGCAACAAUGAUGACUGCUUCAAGCAACUUAGUCUCAAGAAGUUCAUCAUAUGUUUCCCAUGGACCAAUUUUCUCAUGUGAGUCUAAAGUGUCACCCAUGGAACUAAAGCACACCAACAAUCAUAAUGGACUAAGAGUCUUGAACCAAGUGGAUGAGAUUCUGAACAGAACCCAAAUUAAAGUUAGUGCAGCAAAAUCAAAGAGGAAGGGACUUCAAAGCAAGAGAGGUAAGCCUAAAGGUGUCAUCAUAUGUGGAAUGACUUUGAUCUUUGUGGGAACUGAGGUUGCUCCUUGGAGCAAAACCGGCGGCUUAGGCGAUGUAAUCGGAGGUCUGCCACCAGCAUUGGCAGCUAAUGGACAUCGAGUUAUGACAAUCGCGCCGCGAUAUGAUCAGUACAAAGAUGCAUGGGAUACAAGUAUUCAAGUUGAGGUAAAAGUAGGAGACAGAACAGAAAAGGUUCGGUUCUUCCAUUGCUAUAAAAGAGGAGUUGAUCGUGUCUUUGUCGAUCACCCUAUGUUUCUUGAGAAGGUUUGGGGCAAAUCCGGAACCAAACUUUAUGGACCUUAUGCAGGGGAAGAUUACCAAGACAAUGAACUACGUUUUAGCUUGUUCUGCCAGGCAGCAUUGGAAGCGCCAAGGGCUCUGAAUCUUAAGAGCAAUAAAUACUUUUCUGGGCCAUAUGGCGAAGAUGUCAUUUUUAUCGCCAAUGAUUGGCACACGGCCCUUCUUGCUUGCUACCUGAAAUCCAUGUACCAAUCAAGAGGCAUCUAUAAGAAUGCAAAAGUCAUUUUUUGUAUCCACAACAUUGCUUACCAAGGAAGAUUCGCGUUCGAAGACUUCUCGCUUCUCAAUCUCCCUGACCAAUUUAAAAGCUCAUUUGAUUUCAUUGAUGGACAUGUUAAACCAGUAAUAGGAAGGAAAAUUAAUUGGAUGAAAGCUGCAAUCAUAGAAUCAUCCAUGGUGUUAACUGUUAGUCCAUACUAUGCUAAAGAACUAGUCUCAGGUCCUGACAAAGGAGUUGAAUUGGACAACAUCCUUCGCCGAACCGGCAUCAUUGGAAUUGUCAACGGCAUGGAUGUGCAGGAGUGGAAUCCGUCAACCGACAAAUAUAUUGCUGUCCGAUACGAUACUUCAACGGUGUUGGAAGCAAAAUAUAUUUUGAAAGAAGCUCUCCAAGCUGAAGUUGGAUUGCCAAUAGAUAGAAACAUUCCCCUCAUUGGAUUCAUUGGUAGGCUUGAAGAACAAAAAGGUUCUGAUAUUCUUGUAGCUGCUAUUCCCCAAUUGACUGAGGAGAAUGUUCAGAUAGUAGCCCUUGGAACAGGAAAGAAACAAAUGGAGAAACAGCUUCAACAACUUGAAACAUCAUACCCAGACAAGGCCAGAGGAGUUGCAAAAUUCAAUGUUCCUUUAGCUCAUAUGAUCAUUGCUGGUGCUGAUUUUCUACUGGUUCCUAGCAGAUUUGAGCCUUGUGGUCUUAUUCAACUACAAGCUAUGCGCUAUGGAACUGUGCCUAUUGUUGCCUCAACUGGUGGAUUAGUUGACACAGUUCAAGAAGGUUUCACAGGAUUUCAGAUGGGUCCCUUCAAUGUUGAGUGUGAAGCUGUGGAUCCUUCGGAUGUAGAUGCAAUUGCCAAAACCGUUAAAAGGGCUCUUGCGGUGUAUGGGACUGGAGCUUUUACAGAAAUUAUCAAGAAUUGCAUGGCUCAAGAUCUUUCAUGGAAGGGUCCUGCUAAGAAGUGGGAGGAAGUACUUUUAAGUUUGGGAGUUCCUGGCAAUGAACCUGGAAUUGAUGGAGAAGAAAUUGCUCCACAAGCAAAGGAGAAUGUUGCAGCUCCAUAAUUUAUAAGAACAUCAACAAGGAUAUAUGAGGAAAAAAUUCACCUACUCUAUCUAUAUAUAUAGCCUGAGUUGUUUGAUGAAUUAUAUAUACUCCUCCUUCCUUGGUUUUUCUGUAUAUUUGAUAAAAAUAGUUUAAUUUUAUUAAUUUCAAAUUAAUUA